Messenger RNA from Fonticula alba, 1353 nucleotides. RefSeq lists its product as hypothetical. Gene Ontology annotation, molecular function: metal ion binding. The record is from RefSeq and is a predicted model, not a curated record. Gene Ontology annotation, biological process: snoRNA splicing. Bases 1 to 1353 code for a protein of 450 amino acids. Gene Ontology annotation, cellular component: U2-type spliceosomal complex. The transcript is spliced from 6 exons. Lineage: Eukaryota; Rotosphaerida; Fonticulaceae.
AUGGCCCCCCAGCAAGAUGGCGGCACUCCGCCAAGUGCGGGCCGCGACGCCGCCCCGCCACCGGCCGACGCCCCGCCACCGGCCGACGCCCCGCCACGCGUCACCUUCAAGAAGUCCAUCUCGAGCACGGCAUCCGCAUUUAAGGCACGCGCGGCGCGCGGCCGGCGGAAUGCCCGGCAAAAGGACGACCCGGCCGACGACACCCCCGCGGCCCCUUCGGCCCAGGCGGCGGCUGCCGCCCUCGGUGCCGAGUCCGAUGGCGAUGAUGACAUUCUCGCGCCUCGGACCACACAGCGGCCCCGACGCAGUGUCAUCUCCACCCGGGACAUCGCCCCCCGGUAUACCCCGCUGGAGGAGGACCGGGCGCCGAUUGGCGGCGACGACGCGGUCGGCUCGACGUCGGUCCUGCACACGUACUCCGCCUCGAACAUGGCGGCCCCGCUGUCGUUGCAACAGAGCGAGGAGACCCGAUCCAGCGGCCGGGACUAUGACACGGAGACCGAUCGCGACGCCGAGGCCCUGUACCAGCGGCAGCUGCAAAUCACCCGCGAGGCCAUCGAGCGGGGCGAGGUGGACAAUGUCUACCGCGGCCAGUCGGGCAUGAUCAAGUUCGGCCUCGGCCGGGUGGACGCCGAGAGCACCUCCCACGGGGCCAAGUACCGCGUCGGGCCCCAGCGUGCCAAUGCGCACCUGUCGUCCACCGUGCGCUUUGACUAUCAGCCCGAUGUGUGCAAGGACUACAAGGAGACGGGCUACUGUGGCUUUGGCGACAACUGCAUUUUCCUUCACGACCGCAGCAACUACAAGUCCGGCUGGCAGCUGGAGCAAGAGUGGGACCGCGAGCAGAGGAAGAAGCGCGAGGACAUCCUGCGCAACAUCGGCGAGAUGACGGACUAUGAGGCGCGCCGGUAUGACCCGCUGACUGGGACUUCGGUCGGGGCGGCCCCGAAGGCGACGGCCGCCGAGGAGCCCGACGAGGAGGACCCCUUCGCUUGCUUCAUCUGCCGACAGGUGUUCGUGUCCCCGGUGAAGACCCCCUGCGGGCACAUUUUCUGCGAGCGGUGUGCCCUGCGGCGCUUCCGCGGUGGGGACAACACGUGUGCCAUCUGCCAGGCCCCCACCCGGGGGGCUUUCACGGCCGCGCGGAAUCUCCAAUCCCGCGGCCGGCUAGCGGUGGCGAAUGUGGCGGCCCCGGUGGCCUCGGCCGCGGGCCCCCCGGCCCCGGCCCCGGCCCCCGGCCGGGGGUCUGUCAGCACCCCGAUGUCGGUGUACACGUCCCCCGGUGAGGGGACCACUCGGCAGGCGGUCCCCCGCCGGGGCGGGCACUGGGCCCCGCUGCCCGGGGCCAAGUAG